AUGGAGCCGGGUGCACAGCCUACAGACGAAGAGGCCAAGAAACGGCGUGACCGCGCGCUCAACAAGCCGUCGCGGCAUGAAGACGCGUUGCGUCGUAUGCGAGAAGCAGACAAAGUCACGAAGCGCCGGAAACUUGCGCUGCCAGAAGCCCAGGUCUCUGAAUCGGAUAUGGAACAGAUUAUCAAGUUGGGCGUGGCUGGUGAGGAAGCUCGAGCGCUCGUGGACGGCAACGAGAACACAGCGACCGAAGGGCUCCUUGGCCACUAUGCGCCUAUGGACUAUAAUGCUGGGGGCACCGGACCUGCGCCAGGUGCCACGCCAACACCGCGUCCACAUGAUACGGACGCGCUCGUGCGAGAAGCGCGCGAAUUGCACGCUCGCACCGUGACACAGACGCCGCUCUUGGGCGGAGAAAACACGCCCGCUGCCCCUGCUGUGGCUGCUGCCUCUGCAGGAAAUACCGCGAUGGCCGUGGCGCCGCAUGCCACGCCAUAUCGCGAUACCCUGGGUCUGAAUGAAAUAUCCGAUGUGCCGGCGACGCCGCGCGAUGCGAAAAUUCAGGCACGCAUGGCGAAACGACAGCUGGCAGCGCGGCUGGCGGCCCUGCCAACGCCGAAGAACGACUUUGACAUCAUUGUUGAUGAUACUCCACCGUCCUCGACCGCAGCUGAGUCCAUUGCCAAAGACACCCGCGCCUUCGACGCACAUACAGACAAGGUGGAGGAUGCAGCUCUGCGUGAUGCACGAAUGGCUCAGUUGGCUGCUGAAGCGCGAGAGCAAGAGCUAGCGAGGCGGACGCAAGUUGUUCAACGAGCUCUUCCGCGACCUACGAAUGUGGAUGAGAAGCAGCUGCGUACGCUUCUGGCUUCUUUGCGCACAUCUGAUGAUGAGGCCCAGCAGCUCGUCGAUGACGAAGUGGUCAAGCUCAUGGCACACGACGCACGUGUAUUUCCGCUGCCGGGCAGUCGGCACUCGGGAGGUGAGCGCUCUUCUCUCGCGCGUAUACCCGAUGCCUCACUCGAAGAAGCUCGUCGGUCUGUGGAGGAGGAACUAUUGCAUAGCCAGCCUUUGUGCGACGAAUCCAGCGUAGACGCCGUUGGUGUGCCGGAUGAAGAAGCAUGGGGUCCAGAUGGCUCGCUCGUAUUUCGGUCAUCGCUCACACGUGACGAUCGAAUACUAGGUGCAUCACGGCGCUUGGAUGUCCUUCGUAUGCGGUUGCAUGAGACCGCGACACAAGCUAGCAAGGGCGAGAAGAUGUUGAGCAAGCUGCUGGGCGGCUACGAAGCUCGUUCUCGUAUGCUUGCGGGAAAGAUCACCGAGGCUGCUUCCCAAUGUGUGGAUGCAGAUGUGCGCCUCGUGUCGCUGCGGCGGCUUGGUGCAUGUGAGCCAGCCGUCGGGGAGGAGCGCUUGGAGCAACUCAAGGCCGAUGUCGCACGCUUGGCGUCGAUGGAACGUAUGGCUCAGGCCGAGUACAAAGAGCUCGUGUCUGCAUACGCGACGGCGCAAGAGGCGCAUGAUCAAGUCCAAACUGAGCUCGACAUGCGCCAUGCUGAACAUGCAUUGAUGAUGCACUAG
Malassezia globosa CBS 7966 is the source of this 1575-nucleotide messenger RNA. RefSeq lists its product as uncharacterized. The record is from RefSeq and is a predicted model, not a curated record. Gene Ontology annotation, biological process: mRNA splicing, via spliceosome. NCBI's taxonomy places the organism in Eukaryota, Fungi, Basidiomycota, Malasseziomycetes, Malasseziales, Malasseziaceae. Gene Ontology annotation, cellular component: spliceosomal complex; Prp19 complex. The coding region runs from base 1 to 1575 and encodes 524 amino acids. The transcript has a single exon.